AUGGAAUCCGUUAUUUUAUCAAAGGAACACCUGCUCGUUUUAGGGGACUUCAACAUACACUUAGACGUUUCUGAUGAUGCUGAUACUGUAAAAUUUCAUGAUCUGUUGGAAUCCCUUGGGCUUGAGCAACAUGUCACAAAGUCGACUCACAUACAUGGUCAUAUCCUUGAUCUUGUUAUUACACGUAAGACAGAAAACAUCAUUCCAUUUCCACCACGCAGCUGUAGUUAUUUCUCUGAUCAUACAUCAGUUCACUUUGACAUUGCCAUAAAAAACCCACCAUUACAGACUAAAUCAAUCAGCUAUAGAAAGAUCAAGGCUGUUGACAUUGACUGCUUCAAACAUGAAUUGGCAAGCAGUGUCCUAUGCUAUAAUGAACCAAGAGAGCAAUCUGUCCCUGAAGAUCUUGAUAGGCUUGUGAACAUCUACAACACCACCCUCACAAGUAUGAUAGAUACGCAUGCACCACUGACAACCAAAACUGUGAAAGCUAGAUCUCAG
Messenger RNA from Paramuricea clavata, 501 nucleotides. Lineage: Eukaryota; Metazoa; Cnidaria; Anthozoa; Malacalcyonacea; Plexauridae. The record is from the annotation of a GenBank genome assembly.